Messenger RNA from Astrephomene gubernaculifera, 853 nucleotides. The record is from the annotation of a GenBank genome assembly. NCBI's taxonomy places the organism in Eukaryota, Viridiplantae, Chlorophyta, Chlorophyceae, Chlamydomonadales, Astrephomenaceae.
CGCCGCCUCUCGCGCCCUGGCUGUGUUUGUGCUGGCAGACAAGUACGGCAGCGACCCGGCAGCGGAGGACUGCCGUACACUGACUGCCGUACUGGCUGUAGCGCAGUUUGUACGGCAGUUCGGCCCUAGCAGCGGUGCGGGUGGUAGCAGGGGGGAAGGCAGCUGGGGCCGAAGCCGUAGGGGACCCCGCGGUCGGGGGGAUGAUGAGGGGUAUGCGGAGGCGGAGGAGGGAAAUGAGGGGAGCCAAGAUGAGGAGGUGGAGGAGGAAGACGAGGAGGCGCGAGUGGAGGGCUGGCAAAGCACGCACUGGCGGACGAGGUGGAACCUGCUGCCCCCCCGCCGCCCCCCGCGCAUCGUGGCCCAGUUCCUGCUGCGCACCUCCCCGGGCAGUGCGGUGGGGCUGAUGGGGCCACCGCAGCAUCACCUGCAGCUGCACCACCUCCACCACCUGAACCUCCGCCACCUGCACCACCACCCGACCGAGCUGGGUCUGCUGCCGCUGAGGACGCCGCCCUUCCCCUUCUGCGUGGGCUCCCUGCGCGCCGGCCUGCUGGGCGGCUGCCUGCACACCCCGGGGCUGGCGGCGCUGCUGGGCAACCUGUGCGUCAGCGCGCGCAUGCGGCGGGGGCGGCUGGGGGGCGGGCAGGAGGACCUCAGCAUGCUGACCGACUGCGGCUGGCUGCCCGAGUACCUGCAUGGAGCCGCCACGCACAUACACGAGGUCACGUUCCCGGGGCCCUACUGGGGGCGCUCCUUCAGGGCCGCAGCGCUGAAGCUGUGGCGGGAGGAGCGUGUGGUGCUGAUUGGGCUGCGCUCCCCCCAUGCGGUGCAGGGGGCCGGAGGGGAGGAGGAG